Messenger RNA from Hibiscus syriacus, 1725 nucleotides. Its product is annotated as heterogeneous nuclear ribonucleoprotein 1-like. The record is from RefSeq and is a predicted model, not a curated record. Gene Ontology annotation, molecular function: RNA binding. Lineage: Eukaryota; Viridiplantae; Streptophyta; Magnoliopsida; Malvales; Malvaceae. The transcript is spliced from 4 exons. Bases 1 to 1533 code for a protein of 510 amino acids.
AUGGAGGUUGGCAAGCUAUUCAUCGGCGGUAUUUCUUGGGGCACAAAUGUGGACCGUCUUAGACAGUAUUUUGAAACUUUUGGGGAAGUUGUGGAAGCUGUUAUAAUGAAGGAUCGGACCACAGGUCGUGCCCGUGGGUUUGGGUUUGUUGUUUAUGCAGACCCGGCUAUUGCAGAAAAGGUUGUUUUGAAGCAGCAUAUGAUAGAUGGUAGAACUCAUGUUGCUAUUGAUAAAAUUCAGGGGAAGUUAUCAGCUUUAGGUGGAUCCUUUAUUUAUGAUUCAAAAAGAUUGUGCACUUCUGAUGCUAUUAUUUAUGUUGUGAGGUUGAAAUUGUGUUUAACUCCAUUUUCUGUCUGGUUUUCUCUUCAGGUUGAGGCAAAGAAGGCAUUUCCUAGGGAGGACCAGAACAUUCUCAACAAAAACAAUAAUAGUGCUCUUGGAUCAUCCGGUCCUUCUCGUACAAAGAAGAUAUUUGUAGGGGGCUUAGCAUCCACGGUCACUGAGAGUGACUUUAAGAGGUACUUUGAUCAGUUUGGUACAAUAACUGAUGUUGUUGUGAAGUACGAUCACAAGAAUCAGAGGCCACGGGGUUUUGGAUUCAUAACUUAUGAUUCAGAAGAAGCUGUGGAUAAAGUCUUGCAAAGAACAUUUCACGAACUCAACGGGAAAAUGGUCGAGGUCAAGUGUGCUGUUCCCAAAGAAUCAUCUUUAGGUCCGAGUCGGAACCAGUUAGGUGGAUAUAACUUUGGUCUCGAUAGAGCCAACAGCUUCCUUAGUGGUCACAUGCAGGGUUAUAAUACUAAUUCAGUUGGGGGUUAUGGUGUUAGAAUGGAAGGUAGAUCUAGUCCAGGUACUAUUGGUCAGAGUGGAUUUUCUCCAUCAAGCCCCAGUUAUGGGUUUGGACUGAAUUUUGAGUUAAAUUUGAGUCCAAGCUCUGGAUGGAACUCAAACCUUAGAUCUAAGCUGUGCUAUGAACGGGGAUUGGACACUUCGUUUAGUGGAAAUUCAGACCGGUUUGCCAGGCCUUUUGGGUAUGGUGUGAGCAGUGGAAUGAAUAGUUCUGUGUUAAACUCAGCAGGUCAAAAUAUUUGGGGAAAUGGAAGUCUUAGCUAUGCUACCAACUCCACAAACUCUAGUCCUAUUGUUGGAUCUCGAAGUGGGAAAACAGAUGCAAGUUCCUUUGGCAGCAUUGGAUCACUUUGGGAUCCCUCUCCCAAGUCAGGUCCAGGUGGAGGUGCUGCUUCUGCUUACAACAAUCUUAGGUACGGAAGUGGAGGUUUUGGUGUUUCGUCCAGAGUGAUAGGCCACGGGAGAACCAGUGAUGCCCGUGCAUCAUCCCAUAGUGCUUCAAAUGAUGGUUAUUCCGAUAUUUUUGAAGAUGGUUCAUUUUGUGGGGAAUCUACAUGGCAAUCUUUGCCCUUAGACCUAGAGCUGUCUGGCUCUUUCGAUUUCGGUCUGGGAAAUACAACUUCUGAUGUUAUAGCUAAUAACUCUGCCGGUUACAUUAGUGGUUAUGGUGUUGCGAAUAGGUAGUCAAAUGGGGGAAUUGCCACAUAGGCCGAUGAUUAUACGAUAAGGUAGGAUAUUUGGUGUGUGAAUGACUGGAUUUCUACGUUUAACAUUUCGGUUAUAUACGAAAAUACGAGUAGAGCUAACCCUGUUUACCUAUCUUGAUGGACCUGUUAUAGAGACGAGUUACAUAGAAGUCAUACUUGUGCCUGAGGU